Molecule: messenger RNA, 882 nt
Organism: Gossypium raimondii (Peruvian cotton)
Lineage: Eukaryota; Viridiplantae; Streptophyta; Magnoliopsida; Malvales; Malvaceae
Exons: 2
Coding region: 1-882 (293 amino acids)
Source: RefSeq, a predicted model, not a curated record
AUGAGGUUCAACAAACAGAUUUCGCUAUCGGAUUUGAAACGAAAAAUCAGUACAAAGAUAGCAAGCCGUUGCGGAAAGCAAAUGUCGAGACUGUUUUAUAGAUUUCCGAUUUCAACUGAUCCACUAAAGUUCUCAGAAAUGGAGCUUGAAGAUGAUGAUGAUUUAGGUACAAUGAUAGCAAUUUAUUGCCCCCUUGGUAUAGAAAAUCCCAAUCUAGUUGAGUUGUUCGCGGAGAUAACUGAACCGGAUCCCAUUCAAAUGGUAAUUCCAGCAAGCCAGCGCUCCGAAAUUGAUUUUGAUCUUAACGUCCCUUGGGAAGAUCAGUCAGGCUUUGUAUUGUCGGCGCCAACUCCCGAAAAUCCAAACACUGAGAUCCAUCCAGAGGUGCUGGCCACCAUAGAAGAUUGUGAUGAAGGGUCCGAUAAUGAUGAUCAGUCCCACCGUGAUCCCAACGAUGAUUUUAGUGACCCCGAUUUGGAUGAUAUCCCUGAAGACAUAGACGAGGAAGGGCCGGUAGAGGGUGAAAAUGCGAUCCCCCAUCCGAUUGGAAACACGGGCCCUGGUAUAAUUAUAAGAAAUAAUCCAGGAACCUUCAUGAGCGACGUGGAUCCUGAUGCAGCUCUUGCACGCGAGUUCUCGGAAUACCCAGAUAUUGUGCCGACUCACUUAGUUCACAAUGAAUUUGACGAAGAAGAGUUGUUUAUUGGGCAACAAUUUGAUAACAAAAAAGACUAUUUACAUGCUAUAAAAAAACUUAGUUUGAAGUUAGGUGUGGAUUAUAAAGUAACGAAGUCGACGCAGUCUUUGUACGCAGGAGAAUGUUGGAAAGCGUCAAGUGGUUGUAAAUGGCGUGUCCGGGCCGCGUUAAUGCAGGGGACAUAG